UCACCUACAGCCAGCAGAGACAUGACAACAUCCCUGCUGCGCUUGCGUGUCUGUCGUGUGUGCCUUACGUCGUCCGAUCCCUUGAGGAUAUAUGUGUCUGUGGCGCGGUACUUCUCCCUGACGUCAAACUCGAUGCCCUGCCAGUCCUUUUCAUCUUAGCCAAAGCCUGACCAAGAGAUGACGCACACGUGGGCAUCCACUAGUAUGUGUCUCUUUGUACUGAUUGACCUUUUCGAUGGAGAACUCCUUGCCGGCCUUGUCGCCGAUCUCAGAUAUGGCAUCCACACUCUCAUGCAUUCCCAACUCCAAAAACCGACUGCAGUGAGCAAAGAAGCUGCUAUGGAUUGACAAAUCACACCACCAUUUGUUCAACCGACCGCAGCGUGAAGUCUUCCAUUGCUGGCGAGACCUGCACGCUGCAUUUAUCUGAGACCUGCUGCCAAUGUCGGUCUCUCAUGCCGUCCUUGCGCAGAGCCACCACGAGCGGCACGAAGGCUUUGAACUCCUCCAGCUCUGACCGGAUCUUCUCGGCUAUCUUGAGAACGUUCUUGAGCACCUCGGGGUUGUUGCGGUCGCGGAAAGCGCGGGCCACUUCGAGCAUGAUUUUGCUCCCGUUCAUGACCUGGUCCUCCAGCGCCUUGGCGUCGAUCUGGUCGAAGGGGCCGUCGGUCCACUUCUUGCGGUUCACCAGCCAGGACGCUGUCAUCGUCCACAAGUUGCUGAACGGCUCAAAAUCCUGACAAGGCAAAGAUGUGUGGAUGGGCUGCCAUGGCUGGUUUAGCUGCCGUACCUUUGCGAUUCGCUGCAGUCGUGUGUAGUCGGUAGAGUCCUUCCCAAAGAGGCCCUCCCGAGAGUUGAAGAGCUUGGCCAGCAGCAAAGACACCUGCAGCCGCUUGCUAACCGACGCCACAUUCGCAGCAAUCUCGUCAAUCUAAGAAAGAGAGCACCACACACAGACAAGCAAGUACAUGUAUGGGGUACUUGAUGCGCAGAGGGACAAGUUGACCUUAGUGAGGUCAUGGUACUGUGCGAAGUCUCCAACGAUGCCGGCGAAGUAGUUGAGUACCUCGUCGAACUCAGACUGCUGUGACUGCAUGGUGUUGAGGAAGUUCUCACGCUCCUUGGUGAGAGCGGCGUCGGUGGCCGCGAUGAGGUGGUAUGUCGCCUUCGGGGACCUGAGCAUCUUCCAGCGCGUGUGGUAGUCGUCAGGACUCAACUUGUACCUGACACACACAUACAUACAUAGACAUGCAUACACUAAGACAUGCAACACAGCCAAUCGCGCUAGAAGGAACCGGAAGCUUUCGAGGAUCGGGAAGAGGUCGAUAUUGGCGUUGAUCUCUACGGUGAGCUUCUCGACCUCUGCCGGCAGGCUGGCCAUGUAUCCCUCAGCUUCGACAGCUCCUCGAUGUGCUUGGGUCUCUUCCGCAGCCGUACACACAUGCCAUGGAAGCUCUCCAGCACAGUGGCGCACUGCUCACGCAGCCGCACGGCCAGCACGUCCUGCAUGAGCCCGGCCAGGCUGUGGAACUUGCCCUCCAGCAGCUUGCGGAUCUCCUUGCAGCUGAGCUGGAACAGCCCGAUGGUGAGCGUCUCUGGGAUGUUGCCAUACAGCCGCUCCUCCUUGUCGACGUUCUCCUGCACCUGUUUGGCGAAAUUGUCGUUGGAAGGAGGCGUCUCCUGCUCCUGCAAUGCCUUGACGUGAGCAGCGGGGUCCAACUUUAGAAGGUCGAUGUACUGCUGGAAGCACUGCAGGUAGUCGGUCAUGUAUGGAAGGGUGGUCUUGAGGCUAUCGUCCAGUGAGGUGCGAAGCUCCUGCACCAAGCCCUCGUCGAGGUUGACUGAAGCCAGCACCAUCUUAGGCUGCGUCUUGAACAGGUGCGGCAGGAUGAACUUCUCGGGCUGGGGAAUGUCGCCCAUCUGCUGCAAACUGAUUGAUACACACACACAGAGGUAAGGAGACAUGUCUGCAUUCAAUUGUCUGCACUUGAGAGGGAUUUCGAGUGGUGCUGACCCCUUUUCGAGGAUGUCUAGUGUGGCUUCGACGAACUGUGCUGGGUCAGUGCGGAACUGGAAUCCCUCAUUGUCCUGUGUCUUGGUUAGCUCGAUGGCGAAGAGGGCCGUGCGCUCGGGGGGGCCGUCGAGGUGCGGCUUGAACUCCUCACUGAUACGAGCAGAAUGAUGUCAUGAAAAGAGACAGAGCGAGACAUCCUCACGACAGACAAAUAGAGAGAGAUGUUUUUGUGUCUCUUUUCGAUGCCACCUCCAUUCGUUCUCGACCGUGUGGACCGACUUGACGUCGACUUGUUUGGGUAGGUUGAGAGCCUCCACCACCUUCGAGACGCGGCCAGUGUCUUGCUUUACGGAUUGCUUCUUGGCCUCGGCUCCCUCAGUAGCCGCAAGCUGAAACACACGCCAUGUGCGAGGAAGCAAUUUGAAACGGAUGGUCCAAGCUGCAGACUUGCCUGUAAUCGGAGGCUGUCAGCGGUGGAAGUCAGCCGAGCUAUCUCCGCAGUCGCCUCUUGGUACAU
Molecule: messenger RNA, 2531 nt
Organism: Vitrella brassicaformis
Lineage: Eukaryota; Vitrellaceae
Source: the annotation of a GenBank genome assembly